Molecule: messenger RNA, 2391 nt
Organism: Notechis scutatus (mainland tiger snake)
Lineage: Eukaryota; Metazoa; Chordata; Lepidosauria; Squamata; Elapidae
Source: RefSeq, a predicted model, not a curated record
UGGGCGGGGCAGCCUCUGCCGCCCCGCAUCCAGCCCGGUGAAGCCGGAAGCGAGGACGCGGCCGUUCGGGAUGCGGGUGACGGUUGACUUCGAGGAAUGCCUGAAGGACUCGCCCCGCUUCCGGGCUGCCCUAGAAGAUGUGGAAGGAGACGUCUCGGAGCUGGAGGUGAAGCUGGACAAGCUGGUGAAGCUCUGCAUUGCCAUGAUUGAUACUGGGAAGGCCUUUUGUCUGGCAAACAAGCAGUUCAUCCACGGCCUCCGGGAUCUGGCCCAUUACUCGAGCAAGGAUGACCUGGUGGAGGGCAGCUUGACAAAGUUCUCCGACAGCCUCCAGGAGAUGAUCAAUUACCACACGAUCCUGUUUGACCAGACCCAGAGGUCCAUCAAAGCACAACUCCAGAUGUUCGUUAAAGAGGGGCUGCCUGACCUCCACCCAGCACGGAGGGGGGGGGGGGGUUUUCCCACUCUCUCCUUUCCUGACUCAAUGAAGCAAAGGGAUUUUCUUCUCUCCCAGAUCAACGUCCUUCAGUCCAAGAAGAGAUCGGAGAUCCUGAAAUCGAUGCUCUCCGUCAUGUGUGCUCACCUGGCCUUCUUCCACCAAGGCUACGAUCUGUUCAGUGAACUGGGGCCCUACAUGAAGGAGCUGGGUGCUCAGCUGGACCUUCUGGGUCUGGACGCGGCCAGGGAGAAGAAGGAGAUGGAGCAGAAGCAUUCCACCAUCCAGCAGAAGGACUUCUCCAGCGACGAGAUGAAGCUGGAGUACAACGUUGAUGCGGUGAACGGCAUUGUCAUGGAGGGCUACCUCUUCAAGCGAGCCAGUAACGCUUUCAAGACCUGGAACAGGCGCUGGUUCUCCAUCCAGAACAACCAGCUGGUCUACCAGAAGAAGUUCAGGGAUGCGCCCACCGUGGUGGUGGAAGACCUGCGCUUGUGCACAGUGAAGCCCUGUGAGGACCUAGAGAGGCGCUUCUGCUUCGAAGUGGUCUCCCCGACCAAGAGCUGCAUCCUGCAGGCUGAUUCGGAGAAGCUGCGCCAGGCGUGGAUCCAGGCUGUGCAGACCAGCAUCGCCAGUGCCUACAGGGAGAAGGGGGAGGAGGCCGAGGUGGAGAGGAAGCGGCCCCCCUCCACAGGGAGCCCCGAGUGCAGCCAGGAGUCCAGAGAGAAGUCGCUGAAGGGGGAAGGCUCCCUCCAGAGGGUCCAGGCCAUUGCCGGCAACGCCGCGUGCUGCGAUUGUGGCCAGGCGGACCCCCGCUGGGCCAGCAUCAACCUUGGCAUCACACUCUGCAUUGAGUGCUCGGGCAUUCACAGGAGCCUGGGCGUCCACUUCUCCAAGGUCCGGUCCUUGACGCUGGACUCGUGGGAGCCAGAGCUUUUGAAGCUGAUGUGUGAAUUGGGAAACAGUGUCAUAAACAGGGUGUAUGAAGCAAACAGAGAAAAAAUGGGAGCCAAGAAGCCCCAUCCUGGAAGCCAAAGGCAGGAGAAGGAAGAGUACAUCAGAGCCAAGUAUGUGGACCGCCGGUUUGUGUCCCCUGCUGACCCAGCCCUGACCCCCAGCCAAGAGGUGGUGAAGCAAGUCAGCCCUGGAACCACAGCCGCCCCUUCGAAAGUCCCCAGCGCCCGCCGCUUUUUUUUUUACCCGCCCGGCAAAGGGGAGAUCAAAGAGAUUUUGGCAGCCGUGGCCCCAGCUGGCAUCUUGCAUGAACCAGGGGGAGAAAGCCAGGGGGAGGCCGCCUCGGCUGCUGCUGCUGCUUCCCAGGAUGCCAGGAUGCGGGUCGCAAGGCUGCAGCUGUACCAGGCGGCCUACCAGAAGAGCCUCCCCCGCAUGGCCGAAGCCCUGGCUCAGGGGGCAGGCGUCAACUGGAGCAACCGGGAGAAGAACGGCUUCACUCCGCUGAUCCAGGCGGUUCGUGGGGGCUCCCUGGUCACCUGUGAGUUCCUCCUCCAGAACGGGGCCAACGUGAACCUGAGAGACGCCCAGGGCCGAGGGCCGCUGCACCAUGCCACCCUUUUGGGGCACACCGGGCAGGUGUGCCUGUUCCUGAAAAGGGGGGCAAACCAGCAUGCCAGGGACGAGGAUGGGAAGGACCCCUUGAGCGUCGCCAUAGAAGCCGCCAACGCCGAUAUCGUGACCCUGCUGCGCUUGGCCAGAAUGAACGAGGAGAUGCGUGAGUCGGAGGGCCUCUACGGCCAGCCAGGAGAUGAAACCUACCAGGACAUCUUUCGGGACUUCUCCCAGAUGGCCUCCAAUAAUCCAGAAAAGCUCAAGCGCUUCCAGCCACCGGACACACCGGAGCCCUGAAAGGCCCAAGGGCUGCAACGAAUGAGCUCUCCACCCCCCACCCCCCAUGUAUCCUUAUUCCCCUCCCCCUUUUUAUACAUAAACCUGCUUCG